Molecule: messenger RNA, 1026 nt
Organism: Odobenus rosmarus divergens (Pacific walrus)
Lineage: Eukaryota; Metazoa; Chordata; Mammalia; Carnivora; Odobenidae
Gene: GPR65
Product: G protein-coupled receptor 65
Exons: 1
Coding region: 1-1026 (341 amino acids)
Biological process (GO): G protein-coupled receptor signaling pathway
Cellular component (GO): membrane
Molecular function (GO): G protein-coupled receptor activity
Source: RefSeq, a predicted model, not a curated record
AUGAACAGCACAUGUAUUGAAGAACAGCACGACCUGGAUCACUAUUUAUUUCCGAUUAUUUACAUCUUUGUGGUCAUAGCCAGUGUCCCAGCCAACAUCGGAUCUCUAUGUGUGUCUUUUCUGCAAGCAAAGAAGGAGAAUGAGCUAGGAAUUUACCUCUUCAGUUUAUCACUCUCAGAUCUGCUCUACACAUUAACUCUCCCUCUAUGGAUUGAUUACACUUGGAAUAAUGACAACUGGACCUUCUCUCCUGCCUUGUGCAAGGGGAGUGCAUUCUUCAUGUACAUGAACUUUUACAGCAGCACGGCCUUCCUCACCUGCAUCGCCGUUGAUCGGUACUUAGCUGUGGUCCACCCUUUGAGGUUUUCUUUUUUAAGGACAAGAAGAUUUGCCUUCAUGGUCAGCCUAGCCAUCUGGGUAUUGGAAACCAUGUUCAAUGGUAUUAUUCUGUGGGAAGAUGAAACAACUAUAGAAUAUUGUGAUGCCAAGAAGUCUAAUUUUACGUUAUGCUACGACAAGUACCCCCUGGAGAAGUGGCAAAUCCAUUUCAACUUCUUUAGGACAUGUACGGGGUAUGCAGUACCACUGGUCAUUAUCAUGAUUUGCAACCAGAAGGUCUACCAAGCUGUGCAGCAUAAUCAAGCCACAGAAAACAGUGAAAAGAAGAGAAUCAUAAAACUCCUUGUUAGCAUCACAUUGACUUUUGUCUUGUGUUUUACUCCCUUUCAUGUGAUGCUGCUGAUUCGCAGCAUCUUAGAGCAUGAUGUGAACUUCAGUGAACUUAUCUUUAAAGACCAUAAGUCUGGGAAGCAGACUUAUAAAAUGUAUAGAAUCACGGUUGCAUUAACAAGUUUAAAUUGUGUUGCAGAUCCAAUUCUGUACUGUUUUGUCACUGAAACAGGAAGAUCUGAUAUGUGGAAUAUAUUAAAAUUCUGUACUGAGAAGCUUAAUAACUCAAAAGGACAAAGAAGAAGCAUACUUUCUAUGUCUACCAGAGACACCAUGGAAUUAGAAAUCCUGGAAUAG